AUUCAAAGGCCAACAACAAAACAACCCCCCAAAAAAUAAGAAUUUGCCUUCAAUAAAAAUCCAAACUUCCAACUAUUAACAGCCCCUGCCAAAAAUGUAUCAUUAAUUCAAUGACGUUAUAUUCUUUGUUGGAGCCACGUUGCUCCGCACAUGACAAACAGGUGUGUCUUUUACGUUAGACAAUUUUACAGACAAUCUGCCUCCCACCUGUCUGGGAAGUGAACCAUUUUCCAUCUUUCGUUUGGCCAUUUUGGCCAAGGGGAAGUGUACAUUUUGCUUCUGUCAUGUAAUGUUGAUUUGACCUAAAUUAACGUCAGUGGCCUUGCCUUGAAUGCCCCCUAGAGGGCGCUGAUGUUUUCGCUUUUGUCCUAAAACGCGAGAGAAUCAUUUUUUUUUGCGCUGGGAUGGCCUCCAGGACGCCCGCGACCCGAGCGAGGAGAAGCAGGAGUGAUGCCAGUGCCUGAGGUGUUGUCUGACACUGCCAGCGCUGCCACCAUGAUGAGCCCUGUCCUCAAUGCCUCCAACGGGGAUGGAUCAGAGUCAGAAACCACCUCCGCCAUCUUGGCCUCUGUCAAGGAACAGGAGUUGCAGUUUGAACGUCUCACGAGGGAACUGGAAGCCGAACGACAGAUUGUUGCCAGUCAGCUGGAGAGAUGCAAGCUGGGCUCUGAGGCUGGAAGCAUGACAAGCAUCAGUUCGGCAGAGGAGAAAUUUCGCUGGAACAACCAAGAUGGACAGAAGGACAUAGAGGAGGAGCUGACAACAGGCCUGGAGUUGGUGGACUCCUGUAUCAGAUCGCUCCAGGAAUCAGGCAUCUUAGACUCGCAGGACACCUCUACGGGAGAUCGACAAGGACUUCUCUCACAUAGCGCUCUGCAGCUCAACAACCAGGAUGCCUAUGCAGCUGCCGGUUACCAUAGUAACCAAGCCAUGGCGCUUGGCGAAGUGGUCACGGGUCGCGGCGGACAUGUUGGCGGGGCUGUUCACAGCUACAACCAGGUGACGUCCAGCCGGGCAGCUGCCCAAUUGAUGGGGACAGACUCUCCAUCCCAGUCCCAUAGAGAUUCAUUUGCCCAACAGGCCAUUGGAAGCGCCUUCCACAUGCCCAGUGAGGGUGGACCUGCGCUUUCUGGACCAUCCAUGUAUUACUCCUGUGCCACCUUGCCUGCACAGCGUGUCAGCUCCCCUCUGCAGGUGAUGGGCUCUCCUACCAAGCUGCAGCGCCUGGGUUCAGCCUCCUCCGACAUGCCCAGCUAUGCCACAUUACAGCGGGUGUCGUCGCCCAAAAAGUCGCCAAGUCGUCUUGCCAAGUCCUACAGCACCUCAUCACCCAUCAACGUGGGGCCACCGGGCGGCGGUGGCCCCUCCUCCCCACUUUCCAUGGGAGCCCCAUCAGGAGGAAAUCACACCUUGUCGCCUAUCCACCAACUGAGCUCAGUAGUGGGCAGCUACGCCACCUUGUCGCCCACCAAGCGCAUGCUGCAUCACAUCGGAGGAGAAACAUACAAAAUUUCCCAUGAGCUGUACGCAAACGCAACCCUGAAAAGGCCUGGGAGCCUGGCAGGCUCCAGAGGUUCUUACAGCAGCCAGCACAGCCACCUGGGCUCUGAGUUGCGAGCGCUGCAGUCUCCUGAGCACCACAUCGAUCCCAUCUACGAAGACAGAGUUUACACCAAACCCAACCUAAGAGGACAAGUGGUGAACCAACUGUACCAAGAGGUCCUCAACUAUCUGCUCUGUCCCUAUACUUUAGCCCCACAUUCCCCCGGUGUCGACCCAAUCCCCUUGCAGCGAACGGGAAGCCAGAGUGCCGCCUCCACCUUCCAAAGAGGCAGCUUCGCUACAGGAGGUGGACCUGACUACAGCAACCCAUACCGCACGUUGCAGUUCUGCCCGUCCACCGAGUCGCCUUACAGCAAGUCAGGCCCGGCCCUCCCUCCCGAAGCGACCCUGGGUCGCUCUCCAUCUGUGGACAGCAUCCAGAAGGACCCGAGGUACGACCCUGAAUUCCUUGUGUGGAAUCAAAAUCAAGCCGAGCAAAGAAUGACAAAAGAGUUUGGUUGGAGGGAUCCAGAGCUGCCUGAGGUGAUCCAAAUGUUACAGCAUCAGUUCCCAUCAGUCCAGUCUAACGCUGCCGCCUACCUCCAACACCUCUGCUUUGGAGACAACAAGAUCAAGUGUGAGAUCCGGCGACAGGGCGGCAUCCAGCUUCUGGUGGAUUUGCUGGACCACCGUAUGACUGAUGUGCACCGCAGCGCCUGUGGAGCUCUCCGGAACCUGGUCUACGGGAAGGCUAAUGACGAUAACAAGAUUGCACUAAAAAACUGCGGAGGAAUACCUGCUCUGGUCCGACUUCUCCGGAAGACCACAGACGUAGAGAUCCGAGAGCUCCUUACAGGUGUCUUAUGGAACCUCUCGUCAUGUGACGCUCUGAAAAUGCCUAUCAUCCAGGAUGCCCUUGCUGUUCUGACCAACGCUGUGAUCAUCCCUCACUCGGGCUGGGACACCUCCCCUCAUACGCAAGAAGACCGCAAAUUACAUCUCCACUCCUCCCAGGUCCUCCGCAAUGCCACCGGCUGCCUCCGCAAUGUAAGUUCUGCAGGUGAGGAGGCCCGCAGGAGGAUGAGGGAGUGUGAGGGUCUGACAGACGCGUUGCUGUACGUUAUCCAGACUGCGCUGGGGAGCAGUGAGAUUGACAGCAAGACUGUUGAGAACUGUGUGUGCAUCCUGAGGAACUUGUCGUACCGUCUGGCUGCAGAGACAUCUCACAACCAACAAGGGGGUUCUGAGGAGCUUGACGGUCUGUUAUGUGACACUGGUGGGAAGGACGCAGAGAGUUCGGGAUGCUGGGGCAAGAAGAAGAAGAAAAAGAAGGGACAUGACCAGUGGGAUGGUGUAGGUCCAUUUCCAGACUUGGCGGAGCCCCCAAAAGGCAUUCAAAUGUUAUGGCAUCCCAGUAUUGUCAAGCCCUACCUCACCCUGCUAUCUGAAUGCUCCAACCCAGACACCCUGGAGGGAGCAGCUGGUGCUCUGCAAAACCUUGCUGCUGGGAGCUGGAAGUGGUCAGUCUAUAUCCGGGCUGCAGUGCGUAAAGAGAAGGGCCUCCCUAUCCUUGUGGAGUUACUGAGGAUAGACAAUGACAGAGUGGUCUGUGCCAUUGCCACUGCAUUGAGGAACAUGGCUCUGGAUAUCCGAAACAAGGAGCUUAUUGGUAAAUAUGCCAUGAGGGACCUGGUCCACCGAUUACCUGGUGGCAGUAACAACAACAACAGCAGUAGUGGUGGAGGAAGUGGCAGUGGUGGUACCAACAGUUGCGGUCUAGUGGGAAAGACCAUGUCGGACGACACGAUCACAGCUAUCUGCUGUGCUCUGCAUGAGGUCAUCACCAAAAAUAUGGAGAACACCAAGGCCCUGAGGGACGCCGGGGGCAUAGAGAAGCUCAUUGGUGUCGCCAGAAGCAAAGGAGACAAAAUUCCCAGACAUAGUCCCAAAGUAGUGAAAGCAGCUUCUCAAGUUCUGAACAGCAUGUGGCAAUACAGAGACCUGCGCAGCCUUUACAAAAAGGAUGGCUAUUCUCAAUACCACUUUAUCGGCUCUUCUUCCACAAUAGAAAGGGACAGGCAGCGGCCUUAUUCUUCUUCUCGUACGCCGUCCAUCUCUCCUGUACGGACCUCGCCAAACAAUCGAUCAGCAAGCGCGCCAGCUUCACCGAGGGAUAUGUUGGCGUUGAAGGAGAGGAAGGCCGACUACGAACUGAGCGGCAACGCCACCUACCGCGGCAACAAGGGUGAACACACAUCCCGCAAGGAUGCCACGAUGGGUCAACUCUCCAGUGGUUCUUCAACUCUCCACAGAGGAGCAUAUGUGUCACCGACUGAAGACCUGAAGUAUAAUCAGGUCUCCUCUCAAGGAUUGCCUUCAGAGCCCUACCCGCCUUUCCAAAAUCCUCCCCCAAAUGACAGCAGCAACUAUGAGGACCAGGCCUUCUACGAGACCCAGGUUCAUGCAGGGGGGCGGCCCCCGCAAGGUGAACUCAACAUGCACUUGCAGGGCCUGAAGUCCACCGGAAACUAUGUAGACUUCUACUCAGCCUCUCGGCCCUACAGUGAGCUCAACUAUGAGACGAGCCACUAUCCGGCCUCGCCAGACUCCUGGGUCUGAGGGGAGCGGAGAUGAGGGAGGAACAGACGACGAGGUUGAAUAGUCUAAAACAUAAAGUAGGAAAGAUACCCUACCUCCCUGUUCUUUAGUUCCUAAGUAGCAUCAUAGGUAGCAGGACAUCAAAGUGCAAGAUGAUGACCAAGAGAGGAUGAAGAAAACAACUGAACGGACGCGAAACUCCUUCCAGAGACUUUCAGAGGAGGAGGAUCAGGAGGAGGCAAAGAAGGACCAGAGGGCGGCGGAAAAGAGGCCUUGCAUGUGCAUGCACACCACCAACAAACCUGACAGACAUUUCUUUCUGUGUUUAGUUUGUGACCAAACUGCUAGAAAGCCCGGCAGAUUGAAAUCUAAAGAUGUGCUGCGCUUGAAGGCCGGUGGAUACGGAAUGUGAGGGGCGAAGACGUGAAUAUUGAGUCACAAGUAAAAGGAGUGGGAAAUAUAUCGAGGUGAAUUUGAAUGAGGAACGAGGGAAAAUGGAAAAAGCAUGAAAGAUUCCUGAAAGCGUAUGGAAUGUGUCCCGGGUAGCUGAGAGAAAUGUUUGUACAUAUGUGAUGUAGUAACAUGGCUUUUAGUAAUGUGAAGCACAAGGGGCAAAGCUGUAGGACAUGUAGGACGUCUGAUACACAAACUUUGUUUCUCUCUGUCACUUCAGCGUAAUGAUGUGUCCUCCUCCGGGAAAAGAUUGCUUUUGGACGUUGUCAUUUGUAACUAUCUUCCCCCCCGCCCCCUUUUUUUUUUGUGUGUGUGUGUUUCUACUUUAUACAUUUUUGGUUGUAUAGUAUUUGAUGUACACUGUACAUUUACUGGCAAUGCAUUGUGUAUUUGUACAUUGCACUACUACCUGCGUCAGGCCUGCACCACAUGGGCCAAGCUCACCUCUUCGCUAACUAUCCUGUCACUAUUCCCUACACACACGUGAGACACGGACACACUAUCAGCUCUGCAAGACACAGUAACAAAUGCCUAUCAAAGCAUAAAUUACAGUGGGUCACAGUGCUCCAUUUACUGCCUUAUAUGUAUAUCCAGUACAGGUGGAUCUACUCAACAUGCAUACAUUCAUACUGUGGUUUGUUUUUUCGGUAAAUAAAGCACUACUGCAACUUAUAGUUGACCGUACAAUUAUAGUCCGGCCAGAUACUGGGUUAAAGUGAAAUGACUAAAGCUGUUAAUACCAGUUAAUACCAGUUACUAUUUACAUUUUAUUUAAGCGCUUUCCGGGAUUGUUAUAAGGGUGAACAAGAUUCCUCGCAAUUGUCAAAUAUUUUCCAUAGUUACAAACAAAUUCAACAUUUACACAUUCCAUUCACUUGAACUCAAAAUAUGGCCAGGGUAUGAAUAAUAAUGGAGACAUCCUAGAGUUCCUAAUGUCAAAUCUGCAGUGGAAUUCUCAUUUUAGCUGCUGCCAACUCAUUUUGUCUUUCAAUUAUGACAAUUAUCAAUGUAGCUUUAAUAAAGCCUCACCAAGCGUGACCAGUAACCAUGCAAGUAAAUAAUGAUAAUUGUAUUUAGAAUUAGAUGCAUUAUGUGAGCUUUAUUGAAUUAUGAUGACAAACGUUUUAUGAUGAGCCUGCAAAAAGGUGUGAACAUGCAUGGAAAGCUAGAUACCCUUUAUAAAUAUACUACUGAUUCCAGGAGGGUAAUUGAAGAACAUGUCAAGACUGGAUAACUUAUCAAAACAACCAAGAUGGCCAUGCAAAAAAAAAAAAUACAAAAAAAAAAAAUCAAUUAUAAGAUGAUCUAAGAAUCCCAUAAACCCAGAGCAACCUACUGUUUGUAUAUUUAUACAUUCUUCUAUUAUUUUUUAUUUUAUUUUAAAGAGAUCUACAUAAACAUCACAGCACCCCUUACACAGCCGGUGAGCCCUUCCUUCAUUUUAGUGCUCAGUGUGUACAUAACAGUGCCAAAAAAGGUUUCUGCCACCCCACCCCCAACUCCGGAGGGCAGGGAACACAUUUAAUGUUUUAGUUGGGGCAUCCUUGUGGUUUUAACCUUACCAGUUUGUAAAUGCUUUGUUUUUCUUUUUUAGAUUUUUUUUUUUUUCUAAAGUGUGUACUACUGACAUGAAAGUUGUGUAACUGCACUGGGACCAGAGAGAAUUACAUAAAAAUUAAAAAAAAAAAUAAUAAUAAUAAUAAAUACAUUUUAAAAAAUGAAACAACUGGACUAAAAGCAAGGAAAAGACAAUUGUACAAAAUUUGUUUUUUUUCUGUGUUAUAAAAGAAUCAAUGUUUGAAGUACAACAAACCUUUUAUGAGAAAUGUGUUACAAUUACUUCCUGGUAGACUAUUAAUAGAGUAUCAAUAUAUAUUAUAUAAAUAUAUACUUUUUAUGUGCAGAUGUGGAUGUCACAGCAGCAACAUUAUGAAAAAAGACCAUGUAGGAUGUUCACUUUUUACUUUCCUGGUCAACACACUGAAUUUUGUCGACUUUUCUGUGGUAAUGUUGCUAUGUGGAGUAGAUUAGCUAAAGGCUUGUGGAUCCAUGCUUUCACUCAAAACAAACAUGAUUCCGAAGUUCUUGAAACUGUAAUAUCAGAUGUGAGCUAACACAAAUCAAAUCAUCACAAAUUUGAAAUUGUUCCCUCCCUCAAAACACAAAUCUGGUUUAUUGGUGGCAUUAACCUCAACUGAGUGCAUGGAUAUAUUGUCACAAAUUAAGCUGAAACCAAAUUGUGAUUUUUAUUUCUUUUUAACUGAGACAAUUAUACAACCUGACAAAGCUCUGUUUCUCCCUGUUAACUGUUUUUGGAAGGCCGAUAGCCCUGGGAAAAGACGCAUUGUAUUUGUUGACAGAUUCUUGACAACGUUGUAUAUGUCAUUGUGAUCCUGUGGCAGUAAAACCAACAGUAAGGACUUUGUAGAGAUUUUGACCUCGGUGGUUUCCAAACCACCAUGUUUUAAAAAGAGAAUUGUGAAUCUUUAUAUGCCUCAAACUGAUUGCAACUGCUCCAAAAUAUAAAUGGUCCAUUGAAGAGGAAA
This is a messenger RNA of Phyllopteryx taeniolatus (common seadragon), 7139 nucleotides long. RefSeq names its product catenin (cadherin-associated protein), delta 2b (gene ctnnd2b). The transcript has 25 exons. The record is from RefSeq and is a predicted model, not a curated record. Gene Ontology annotation, cellular component: adherens junction; nucleus; postsynaptic density. The coding region runs from base 451 to 4161 and encodes 1236 amino acids. Gene Ontology annotation, molecular function: cadherin binding. Lineage: Eukaryota; Metazoa; Chordata; Actinopteri; Syngnathiformes; Syngnathidae. Gene Ontology annotation, biological process: dendritic spine morphogenesis; cell-cell junction assembly; cell-cell adhesion.